This is a messenger RNA of Aphis gossypii (cotton aphid), 993 nucleotides long. RefSeq names its product Golgi SNAP receptor complex member 1 (gene Gos28). NCBI's taxonomy places the organism in Eukaryota, Metazoa, Arthropoda, Insecta, Hemiptera, Aphididae. Gene Ontology annotation, biological process: endoplasmic reticulum to Golgi vesicle-mediated transport; vesicle fusion. Gene Ontology annotation, molecular function: SNAP receptor activity. The transcript is spliced from 4 exons. Bases 182 to 886 code for a protein of 234 amino acids. The record is from RefSeq and is a predicted model, not a curated record. Gene Ontology annotation, cellular component: Golgi membrane; Golgi medial cisterna; SNARE complex.
ACACAAUCAACGGUCCGUCAUAAUUUUUCGUAUGACUAUAUGAAUGUCGAGUGUACGGCGCAUCUCUUAAACUUAGUGCAAUAUUCGUUUUUGCAAUCUUACAUCCGCAUCCGGUCGUAUGAUCGAAUGAAGAGCCGAAUACGUCUGAAAAUCGUUGCUCGCCGUGCCCAACUGAGAAAAUAUGGCUUUGUCGCCGUCAUGGGAAGAUUUGAGGAAACAGGCCAGAAGGCUGGAAACAGAAAUCGACUCAAUGUUAGUGUCAUUAAGUAAAAUAAGUACUAAUAAUCCUAUGAUGUAUAGCGAUGAUGAAUCACAGUUGUUAUUGUCCGAUGAUCGAUUUGAAACAGCCACAUCUGAAAUUGAAGAACUGUUGUCUAAGCUUAAUACGGUCAAUGAAAAAAUGAGUGAAUGGAGCUCUAAUGGGGAACAAUCUACAGUUUCACAAAAUGUACAUACUGUACAGCGCCACAGAGAUAUUUUACAAGAUUAUACUAAAGAGUUUCAAAAAAUACAAUCCAAUGUUAGAGCUCGAAGGGAAAGGGAAGAUUUGUUGCAUAGUGUUCGGCAGGACAUUGAUGGCUACAAGAAUUCUGGAACAAAAAACAGGCGUAUGGAUUUGUAUGUCAAAGAACACGAACAUGUACGCAAUUCAGAUCGUUUAGUAUCUGAUCAGAUCGCAAUUGCAAUGGAAACCAGAGAACACUUAGUAUCACAACGUCAUCAUUUUAAACGUUUACAAUCUAGACUUCACGAUUUGUCAAGUAGAUUUCCUGCUCUUAACACCCUUGUACAAAAAAUUAAUAUGCGUAAAAAACGUGAUUCUUUAAUAGUUGGAGGAGUUAUUGUUAUAUGUACUUUUAUAAUACUCUUGUAUACGUUUCAUUAGGAACAUUUUCAAAUUGGUGGUUAAUAUAUAUAUAUAUAUAUACAUGGGUAUUAUUACGAAUUUUGUUUUUAAAUAAUUACAAAAAUAAAUUUAUUUUACUUACAUUA